AUGCUAGACAAUCAAUUUCGAAACAAGCGCCAGGCGCAUACCGUCAGCCGCUCGAGUUACGAACAAGCCUGGAACCCUUUCCGACACGUCGCCUGGGGGCAGAGGCACGGCCGGGCGGAGACGUGGAACGCCGGACACGAGGAGCAGGAGCAGCCCGGCGGCGAGCGUCUCUCACACGCCGCCACGGCACCGACAUCGUCAUCGACGGCCACGGCCAACAACUCGACCGACCCGCCCGCCGCAGCCGCCAUGCUCGGCGCCGCCGGUCCUGGUGGGGAGACGGGGCCAUCGGCACCCCGGUUCAGCGGAACUGGCGCCGAGGAUGAGGCGAUGGCCACGAGAUCUGUCGACGAAGGCAUCGGUGCCGGGUCCCGGGCCGGGUCCCUGCGAAACAGGAGGCCCGACGCCGCGGCCCUCGACAGCACGCCCGGCGAUGGCGAUGCCAAGGAUGGCAAGAAGCAGAAGAAGAACUACCAGAACGGCAUCAUCCGUCAUGUCUAUCCGACGGAGCCCUUCACCGUCGCCAACCAGUUGCAGCGGACCUUUCUCAACUCGUGGAUCAACGUGCUGCUCUUCGCCGCCCCCGUCGGCAUCGCUCUCGCCCAGGUGAGCUCGGUGGACAAAAAGAUCGUCUUCGUCAUCAACUUCAUCGCCAUCAUCCCCUUGGCUGCCAUGCUCGGCUUCGCCACCGAGGAAAUCGCCCUCCGAACGGGAGAGACGCUCGGUGGACUCCUCAACGCCACCUUUGGCAACGCCGUCGAGCUCAUCGUCGCCCUCAUCGCCCUCAUAGACAACAAGAUCAGCAUCGUCAAGACCUCCCUCAUCGGGUCCAUCCUCUCCAACCUGCUGCUCGUCAUGGGCUGCUGCUUCUUCUUUGGCGGCCUACGACGAUCCGAGCAGUUCUUCAACACCACCGUCGCCCAAACCGCCGCCUCCCUGCUCGCCCUCGCCGCCGCCUCCGUCAUCGUCCCCACCGUCUUUGACUCCGUCCAGGAUACGCCCCUGAACAAGGUCGCCGCCCUGUCGCGAGGCACCGCCGUCAUCCUCCUCGUCGUCUACGCCGCCUACCUCUUCUUCCAGCUCAAGACCCAUCAAGCCGUCUUCAGCGAGUCGAGUCAAAAAGUGCCCGCGAAGCCCUGGAAAUCGGGCGUCAAGCCCGGCGCGGUCAAGCAGGGAUUUGCAAUGCCGGGAUCGCUCAUGGGUCACGCCUUGCCCGACCAGAGCGAGAAUGAACGGUUGUCCAAGAUGCUCAUGACCACGCCGCGCAUCAACAAGGAUGGCCACGUCGUGGAGGAUGACGAGGACGAGGAGCCGCAGCUCAAUUUCAUCGUUGCCCUCUGCACCUUGGCCGGCUCCACCGUGGUCAUCGCCUUUUGCGCCGAGUACAUGGUCGACGCCAUCGAUGCCAUCACCCGCGACGGCUCCUUGUCUGUCGAGUUUGUCGGUCUCAUCCUUUUGCCCAUCGUCGGGAACGCGGCCGAGCACGCGACGGCCGUCACCGUUGCCAUCAAGGACAAGAUGGACCUCGCCAUCGGCGUUGCCAUCGGCUCUAGCAUGCAGGUCGCCCUGUUCCUCAUCCCCCUGCUCGUCGUCGUCGGCUGGGGCAUGGGCAAGGACGAAAUGAACCUGAGUUUCGACAAUUUCCAGGUCGCCGUCAUGUUUGUCUCCGUCUUGUUGACCAACUACCUCAUUGGCGACGGAAAGAGCCACUGGCUCGAGGGCUUCUUGCUCAUCUGCCUCUACGCCAUCAUCGCCGUUUGCUCCUUUUGUAUGUUGCUUCGUUCGCAAUCCACCCCUCACCCUCGGCUGCUAACUGACUGCAUGAUAGACUAUCCCGAUUCACAAACGGGCGGCUUUUAA
Messenger RNA from Drechmeria coniospora, 1860 nucleotides. RefSeq names its product putative calcium proton exchanger protein. Gene Ontology annotation, biological process: intracellular calcium ion homeostasis; calcium ion transmembrane transport. The coding region runs from base 1 to 1860 and encodes 619 amino acids. Gene Ontology annotation, cellular component: fungal-type vacuole membrane. Lineage: Eukaryota; Fungi; Ascomycota; Sordariomycetes; Hypocreales; Ophiocordycipitaceae. The record is from RefSeq and is a predicted model, not a curated record. Gene Ontology annotation, molecular function: calcium:proton antiporter activity. The transcript has a single exon.